AUGGCCCGAGACAGACUAGGCAGAAACAGAGAUGUCUCGACGUCAGUUGGAAACACAAAUAUUGGUUAUUCCCCAGACUCGGCUGCAUCGGGAAUGCCUCCACUUCGACCUACGCAGGAACAUGUUUCUGUGAAUCAAUUUAACGCGGCAGAAGUUUCUGCUUUUUUGAAUAGAAGUUGGAAAGAAGCACUAAAUCAAUUGUAUGAUAGUAGUCUUCCCGAAACUGAAAAACCAGUUUCGUAUAAGAGUUCGGAGAAAGCUUGGGGAGGUAAAGGUUGGGCACAGAAAGGCAACUUGAUGGCAAACGGACAGGAUUUUCUCACUGAACUGCGCAAAUCAUCCCCUCAACAAUCUUCAAACCUGCAAUCAACAGCAGCAUCUUGGCAUAAGUUAUGGCGAUGGGGAUGGCAAUGGGAUGGCAAUGUGGAUGGCAAUGUGGAUGGCAAUGUGGAUGGCAAUGUGGAUGGCAAUGCUGAUGACAAUAGAUUGGAAAACGAUGUGAUACCGUGA
Molecule: messenger RNA, 510 nt
Organism: Paraglomus occultum
Lineage: Eukaryota; Fungi; Glomeromycota; Glomeromycetes; Paraglomerales; Paraglomeraceae
Source: the annotation of a GenBank genome assembly